UGAUGACUCUUGUCCCCACCCUCAAUGACCACCCUGUAGAGAAUGGCUGUGACUGGUCUGUUUUUCAGGUGGCGUUUCUGGUGGUGCUGACCAUCUUUGGAAUACAAUCUCAUGGAUACGAAGUUUAUAAUAUCAUCAGCCCAAGCAACAAAGGUGGCAAUGUUCAGGAGACAGUGACAAUUGACAAUGAGAAAAAUAUCGCCAUCAUCAACAUCCAUGCAGGAUUAUGCUCUUCUACCACCAUUUUUGACUACAAACAUGGCUAUAUUGCAUCCAGGGUGCUCUCCUGAAGAGCCUGCUUCAUCCUGAAGAUGGACCAUAAAGCCAUCCCUGCUGUGGACCAACUCAAACGGUUCAUCUAUGAGAGGCAGGCUAUGAACAACAUGUUCUCCAACAAAUACACUUGGGUCAAGUACAACCCUCUGAAGUCUCUGCUCACAGAAGUGGACUGGUUCCUGUUGGGGUCACCCAUUCAGCAACUCUGUGAUCAUAUCCCCUUGUAUAAGGGGGAAGUGGUUGAAGAAACAGAUGAUGUCAGUGCUGGAGGAUGUGUAAAGACUGGGCUCCUGGGCAUCUUGGGAAUUUCCAUCUGUGCAGACAUUCACAUUUAG
This is a messenger RNA of Galeopterus variegatus (Sunda flying lemur), 611 nucleotides long. Its product is annotated as gastrokine-2-like. Gene Ontology annotation, biological process: regulation of cell population proliferation. The transcript is spliced from 5 exons. The annotation marks the transcript as partial. Lineage: Eukaryota; Metazoa; Chordata; Mammalia; Dermoptera; Cynocephalidae. The record is from RefSeq and is a predicted model, not a curated record.